AUGGCGGAGCGUGGUUGCGGUCUUGGGAUAGUGGUGGAACCACUAACUGUCCCGGACCACCCUUGUUGGAUGGGGAGCAGAGAUAAUUCUGUUGCCAUCUUCUGGAGACGCACCGGGGAAGAGUAUACCCCGUGUGUUCGUGGAAGCAGCGGAGAAGGAUGGGUGACGGUAAAGUGGGGCCCCAUCACAGUGAUGGGGGUCUAUAUACGCCCCAGCCUGACCCGGGCGGAAUUGGAGGACCGCCUGGACGAGAUGGAGAGACAGGUAAGGAGAUUACUGCCAGGACCUGUCAUGAUAGCGGGUGACUUUAACGCGGCGUCGACGCUCUGGGGGUCGAGGCGGCAGAAUGCGAAGGGAGCAGAGGUGGUGGCCUGGGCCAACCGCCUAGGACUCCACCUUGAAAAUAGAGGCAACACCAGUACGUGCGUAAGACCCCAGGGGGAGUCCAUCGUCGACCUGACGUGGACUUCCCCUGGGGCCACGAGGAUGAUCAGCUCGUGGAGAGUGGCGGUGGAGCUGGAGAUUCUCUCCGAUCACCUCCCGAUCAUUAUCGAGCUGAAGCUGUCGGACGAAACGGGGAGAGAUGCGCACCAGCGACCCCCUAGGUGGGCCAUUAGGAAAAUGGACCCAGACAAGCUGCGGGCAUCCUUGAUCGCAGAAGAGUGGUCGGGCGAGGAGCGGGAGAAUGUGGAAGAGCAGGCCCUAUGGCUCCGCCAUGACCAGAGCAUGCGACGCAGCCAUGCCGAGGGCUGCCUAUGUGCCUCGAAAGGAGGCGUAUUGGUGGUCGGAGGAGGUGGCUCUGCUAAGAAGAGCGGUAGUCCGGGCAAGAAGACACUUGCAGCGCACACGACGAAGGAGGGGUAG
Molecule: messenger RNA, 864 nt
Organism: Vollenhovia emeryi
Lineage: Eukaryota; Metazoa; Arthropoda; Insecta; Hymenoptera; Formicidae
Exons: 1
Coding region: 1-864 (287 amino acids)
Molecular function (GO): catalytic activity
Source: RefSeq, a predicted model, not a curated record